AUGGGGCCUCUUUGGCCGUCUACUCUGCCUUUCGCCGUCAAUGCGCGUCUCCCUCCCUCGUUCCGCCCUUCUCGCCCUCCCCGCCCGCGCGCGCGCGGGCAGGAGGUGGGGCAGCGCGCGGCGCCAGCGGAGGGGGUGGACGGCUGUGCGCCAAUGCGCGUCUCUCUCCUCCCACUUUCCCCCGCUCCUUCCCCCCUCUCCCCACUCCGCGCGCGCGGGCAGGAGGUGGAGCAGCGCGCGGCGCCAGCGGAGGGGCUGGACGAGAAGGCGCUGAGAAGGUUCUUCGUGCACCUGCCGCCGUGGGUCAGCAACCCCGACUACGAGCGGGUGGAUUGGCUGAAUCGAAUCGUGGCGGAGAUGUGGCCCUAUGUCAACAAGGCGGUAUCAGAGGCGGUGCAGAGGGAUGUGACGCCUCUGCUGCUUCAAAACAAGCCCGCCUUCCUGCACUCGCUCUCCUUCUCCCACUUCUCCCUCGGCCCCCUUCCCCCCGCCAUCAUCGCCAUCAAGUCACUGGAGACACACGACGACGAGGUGAUCAUUCAGCCUGUCAUGCGGUGGGCGGCCAACAACAACAUCGCCGUCACUGCCUCCCUGCACGGCUUUAACUUCUCCGUACAGCUCACGGACCUGCAUGUGAGGGCAGUGGCGCGCAUCACAGUGAAGCCGCUCGUGCCUGUCUUCCCCUGCUUCUCGCGCAUCACCCUCGCACUCAUGGACAAGCCCCACGUGGACUUUGCUCUACGCCUGCUGGGACUUGACAUCAUGGCCAUCCCCGGCCUCUGCAACCUCGCCCAGAAUCUGAUAUCAGACGCCAUAGCGGACCUGUAUUUGUGGCCCAAGACCAUCGAGUUGUACCACGAGGAGCCCAAGUUGGCAGUGGGGUGGCUAACCAUAAGCGCCAUGAGCGCCAGCAACCUGCGCAACCUGGGCCUUGUGGGAACCAGCGACCCCUACCUGCACUUCUACCUGACGAGCAGCCUGGGCAGCCGCGAGUCGAGUGUGAAAGACAACGACCUCAACCCCGACUGGGGAGAGGAGGAGUUGAGGCUCAAAGUGCUGGACCCAGCUACACAAAAGCUGCACGUGGAGGUGUUUGAUAAGAACACGGGCAAGGCGGACAGGCUGAUGGGCGUGCAGGUGGUGGCACUGAGCGAGCUGGCAGUGGGCGAGGAGAAGGCCUUUGAGCUGCGCCUGGCACCGCGCUUCAGCGACCUGGGCGGGGGACAGUCGGGGGGGAGGAGCCGGCGCGAUAUUGGGAGUGUGAGCUUCCGCCUGCUGUACAA
Closterium sp. Yama58-4 is the source of this 1283-nucleotide messenger RNA. The record is from the annotation of a GenBank genome assembly. NCBI's taxonomy places the organism in Eukaryota, Viridiplantae, Streptophyta, Zygnematophyceae, Desmidiales, Closteriaceae.